AUGCUUUUACGUGAGCAAAUGGAAAGAGUAAGAGCAGCUGAAGAAACAAACAUGGAUUAUGAAACAACUAUACAGCAAUUUAGAGAACUCGUAUCAACACUGCAGAACGAUCUAGAGCACCUGAAGCACAAGGAAGUUAGUCAACAAUCAGAACGACGCACACUGAGUAGUCAGUCUCAAGCCAUGAUGUCACUCAACAUUCAAUUGCAAUCGACAGUAAUGAAGGCCCAGGCAAAGUCUAUUGACCUCGAGCUUCGUAAAUUAGAGGCUCAGCAGGCGAAUGACAGGCUGAGCUAUAUUCAACCUUAUUUACCAGAUGCUUUCUUCAAGACUGAAAAUGAUGCCAUCUCCUGCGUCCUGCUCUUCAAGCGACUAAUGUUCAAGUCUGAACUGAUUAUCAAGCAUUUGGACCAAAACCAUCCGAUCAGUGAGAGGAUUAUGGACACCGUGCCCGAAAGUUUGAUCUCGGUCUGUGAAAUGCGUCAACGAGCAGGCUGGUUGAGUGAUUUGAGUAAACGGUUUGUGACAUUUACUAUGAACUGUAAUCCAACAACAUUUAUCAAAAUGGGGCAAGUGUACCAUGACUUGAUUGGAACCGAAAGACGAUUGACUGGCAUCGUCGACUUGCUGCGUACCGAUGAGGUCAACGAAGGCGAGUGCGUGACAGAACUUCAGAGGAUGAUCGCACAGUUAGAGCAUCUAAGUGAGAUCCACCUGAUAGAAAGUGAAAACAACCAUGCUGAUCAGUUCUUUGGAUUGACACGAGCACUUGAUCUAAACGCUGACAGAAUGACGGUAGAACUGACAUUCUUGAAGCAAAUUGUCGAAAAUGCUGCUCGUAAAGAAAGUAUUACCAUUGUUGAAGGGCUUGAGAAACUAGACUACGAUUACCUUGAACCCCUCAACCGUUUAAUCGUUCAAGCAAAGAACAGCAAAAUACUGGCCAAGAAACUUUUGCGUCAACUUGAAGAUUUGACUGAACAAGCCUUGACGCUUACAUCUGAUUACUUGCAUCGAUUUAAGAUGCUCUAUGCUAUCAGCACCAAAUUAUGCAAGUUUUGCUUUGAAACAUACAAGCAGAUAACUCGUUAUGUAGAGACUAGAGUAGGCAGUAAAGAAGACAUUAGUCUUGGCAUCAUACAGCAGACCAUCUACAAUAAAGCAGAUGAGAUUCUUGAAAUACCCGAGAGCAGCAUGUGGGAAGGAUGCUUAAAGACGCUCAAGUCGCUCACAAAUGAACUUAAUACUACACAUGAGCGUAUAUCUAAUGAAACCAAGACACAAAAGAUCACCAUUGGCGUCUCACCUUGGACCCAACGUGCGUCUGACAUGAAGGCAGAGAUUGUCAUCAAUCAUGACAUGGAGCGUAAGCUUCAACAACACAGCGACGAAAUCCUAAAGUUGAUUAAAGAUGUCAAGCUCAAGGAUCAAGCACUUCAGGAAGCUCACGUAAAGAUUGAGUUACUCGAGAAACGCAUGGAGACAGUCAAGAAACAAGCAGAGCAGAUUCAGAUGUUGGAAGAAACGCUGUCAAAGAGCCAACAACAGGAACAGAUGUAUUCAGAGGCUAUAGAUAACCUACAAGCAGAGUAUGAUAAUCUUGAACAAGAACAUGCCAAGUUAAAGAAGGAGAUCGCUCAAAAGGAAGAAAAGCGACUCUCGGCAUCAAAGAAGGCCGAACUAUUUAUUGAAGACGCUGCGCUCAUGAAUUCAGAAAAUGAAGAGAACAAUUUGGAUAUACACAAUCUAAACAGCCAGCUCGAAUCCUUAAAGUGUGCUAUUCGAUACUUGCGCGCUGAAAAUGCUCACUUGAAGGAAUCAGAUAUGCUCAAGACGCUUCAUAUGGACUAUACAGCUCGAAAGACACUGCUGCCACCCACACCUCCCCUGACAGACGAUGAAGGAGACGAAGAAGAUGAGGAAUACGAAAAUAAAGAGUUGGACUUUAAGUCGAUGGUAAGAUCGGUUUUGCAAGAGACACGUACACUUGUAAAAGAUGUACGUCUAGCCACUGCCACAACAAAGAUAGUUCAAUUAUCUCCUGAACGAAGAGGAGGUAAAUGGCAGAGAAAGAAGAAUUUACCUGAUUAUCAGUACCAGAUGCAGCAGUCUGUUCUAUAUACCCUUAAACGCCGAUGUGAAUUAUUAAAAGAAAAGAUGAAACAUAUUCAGAAUAAUGAACGAUACGCCAAAUGGAGCCAAAAAUCAGCAUUGGCUGAAAAGGAACACAACAAAAAACUGAUGAAGGCGUUUGCAAAAAUACAUUUUCCCGCUACUGCAAUUGUCACUGAACCUAAACGACACAUUCAACUUGAAAGCUUUAAGGAAUUUGAAAAGAUUCAUAAUUUGUUUAUUCAAUAA
Molecule: messenger RNA, 2361 nt
Organism: Rhizopus microsporus ATCC 52813
Lineage: Eukaryota; Fungi; Mucoromycota; Mucoromycetes; Mucorales; Rhizopodaceae
Exons: 5
Coding region: 1-2361 (786 amino acids)
Source: RefSeq, a predicted model, not a curated record